Messenger RNA from Amphimedon queenslandica, 935 nucleotides. RefSeq names its product coiled-coil domain-containing protein 124-like. Bases 40 to 705 code for a protein of 221 amino acids. The record is from RefSeq and is a predicted model, not a curated record. Gene Ontology annotation, molecular function: transcription coactivator activity. The transcript is spliced from 2 exons. NCBI's taxonomy places the organism in Eukaryota, Metazoa, Porifera, Demospongiae, Haplosclerida, Niphatidae. Gene Ontology annotation, cellular component: nucleus. Gene Ontology annotation, biological process: transcription by RNA polymerase II.
GUAAGUUUAUGUAAACGGGUUAAAAAUUGUUGCCUCAAUAUGCCUGGUAAGAAGUUUAAAGAGCCAAACUCUAAAGCAGUGGCCGCUAAAGAGAGGAAGUCAGCGGCUAAGAGAGAAGAAGACGAAAGGAAAAGACAAGAAGAGGAGGACCAGUACUGGAGGGACGAUGAUAAACAUGUAGCGAGGAAACAAGACAGAAAGGCUGACAGAGAGAGAAAGCGUCAAGAUCAGCUUGACAAGAAACUCGAAGCAAAGAAACUUCUAGAAGCCGAAGAACAGGGCUUGAAAGGGAAAGCCUCUUCACGUCCUCCUCCAAAAGUAACAAGAGCACAGAUCGCCGAAUCACAGGCCUCUAGCGGAGCCACACCCCUCCCAAAAUCAGUAGUGGAAGUAGACCCAUUGAUAGAGAAUCCUAAUCAUUUAAUGCAACAGAGAUCUCUAGAGGGCCAUCACGACGCAGCAACUGUUGAUGAAGCGAUUGCUGUACUUAAAGUUAGUGGACCUGAUCAAGGACUUGACAGACAUCCGGAGAGGAGAAUGAAAGCUUCUUAUGCUGCAUUUGAGGAGAGAGAAAUAGCCAGACUCAAAGCUGAGAAUCCUAACCUUAGGCUGUCUCAAGUGAAGCAGUUGGUUAGGAAGGAGUGGAUGAAGUCGCCUGAAAACCCAAUGAAUCAACCACACAGUUCCUUCAAUGAGAAAUCAUGAUGGCUGAUCUGAUACUGUGUAUAAUAUAUGUACAUGCAUAUAGUGCAGAAAACUAUUUUCUAUAAAAUGAGAGAAAUAUGAUUUUAACAUAAUUUAUUUAAUUAUAAUAAUUUAAAUGCUAUUCUCUCACUCUUAUUAUUAUUGGUAGUUUGGUAUUACUGUUCUCUUAUUUUUAUUUCAGUUGAUAAUUAUGAAUAGAAUGGAUAAUACUAUAUUCUUCUUCAUCGUCA